Molecule: messenger RNA, 1209 nt
Organism: Centruroides sculpturatus (bark scorpion)
Lineage: Eukaryota; Metazoa; Arthropoda; Arachnida; Scorpiones; Buthidae
Product: protein FAM166B-like
Exons: 7
Coding region: 85-1209 (374 amino acids)
Source: RefSeq, a predicted model, not a curated record
AUUAAACAAAAGAUUGCGUAAAUAAACAAUAAACUGAAUUUUUUAUAAUAGUUUAUUAAUUUAUUAUUGAUUCGAAAAUUUACAAUGGCAUCUGAUGAUCCUACUCUUCCAUAUCCGCAUCCUCAGGUAUCUCCGGAACCGCACUUUAUUUCUGGAUAUACGGGAUUUUGUCCACAAAAGAAAUAUCAAUUUGGAAAAACUUCUCAUCAAGCUACAAAUGAAUUACUAUCUACUUAUUAUAGUAAAGUAGCACCAAGGCUCGAUGUUAUUCAUCCUUUUCCAGAAUCAAAAUUCUCAUUGAAUAUUGUUCAAAAUCGACACCCACCCAUAGGAGAUAUUAAAUUGAGAGAUGAUAUAGUACCAGGUUAUACAGGUCACAUUCCAACUAAAUAUGAACUUUACGGGAAACGAUAUCGUGCCCAUUGUCUCGAUGCCAUUGCUAAUUUUGAAAUAAAUCAGAUGAAAUCUCAUCCACCCGACCCGAAACCCACUUGUGAUGAAUUUCUUGGUUCUCCAUUUCCUUUAAAGUGUACAUCACUCGAUCCUCCAUUAUCGUAUAGUGAUCCAUUAUCAUUACCUCCUGGAUCGUAUAAUCGCGGGCAAAGAGUUCCAGGAAUUGCAACUGGAUGGACACCACACGAUAAACCCGAAAGUUAUCAACCUACAGGUAUCUUAUCGGAAGAAAGACUCGGCCCUAUUUGGCCAGAAUCCAUUCCAAAUAUAGAUUUUCUAGCAGAAAAACCAUAUUUUAUGAGUAAUGCCGAUCCUAGAAAAUUUUUUAUUCCUGGAUAUACUGGAUAUGUCCCGGGAUUGAGAUACACUCGAGGUAUGGCAUAUUCUACUGGUACGAAUCGUUCCCUUUGCAAAUUUACACACGAAAAUGCCAAGUGUAGAACCAUGUUAAAACGACCCGUUCGAGUGGAUUGGAUCGAACCAGUCGAACCACCAUCCGGAAGGACACCAGUAUUGAAGUAUCUUCCAAAUCACGGACUCCCAUUCUUAGAUACGGGUGUUAUGCCAGAUUAUACGGGCCAUAUUCCUGAUGCUGAUAACAUGAAUUCCUCUUUCUUUGUAAUUGAUAAUAAACCAUCAAAUAUUUCAACAUCUGUAAAAAAAGAAAUUUCAUCUGUAUCUAUUCAGAAUGAAACAGAAAAUGGUGUUGAAAAAAAUGACAUAAAUUCAGAUGAGUCCAGCUCUUUUUCUUUGUGA